CGGUCCACAUGAACACACACACACACGCGCGCAGAGACGACCCGUAGUGUGUGAAAAGAGAAGUAAACCAAAACCAACCGGAGGAAUGACCCCCCCCCUCCCGUCCCCGUUCCCAGAGGAGGAUCUCCAGUGUCCCGUGUGCUGUGACAUCUACCGGGACCCCGUGCUCCUGGCCUGCAGCCACAGCUUCUGCAGAGCCUGCCUGCUGCAGUACUGGGACCACCGGGAGUACCAGGACUGCCCCGUCUGCAGGAGGAAGCUGCCCGCGUCCGCGUCCGGCCCGCCGAGGAACCUGGCCCUGAGGAACCUGUGCGAGGCCUUGGUCAGGGACAGGGAGCGGAGGGAGGCGGCGGCGGACGCGGCGGCGGACGCGGCGGCGGACGCGGCGGCGGACGCGGCGGCGUGGGGGGAACACUGCGCUGCUCACGGGGAGAAACUGAGCCUCUACUGCCUGGAGGACAGCCAGCCGGUGUGUGCGUCGUGCCGGGUCUCCGGGGCGCACAAACGGCACCCCUGCCGUCCUCUGGGAGGGGCCACGGAACAGCUCAACGGCUACCAGGGACAUGUGACACUCACUGAACCAGGGGAAAGAUUAGAGCAACCAGGAGAGGCUGGGUCAUGGAAUUCUGACUGGAAGGUUUUCUGGAAGCUGUUUGUUGGAAUCCUUUUUGUGACCCUGCUUGUCUUCUACAUCCACAGCGCCAGGUCCAACUCCGAACAAGUGUCGGAGCUGAGGCUGCUUCUGGUUGGCCCCACCGGCCAGGGUCGGAGUUCAUCAGGAAACACCAUCCUGGGCAGGGAGGCGUUCCAGGUGGACUUCUCCCUGGGCGCUGUGACCACCGAGUGCCAGAGGGGCACCGGGACGGCGUCCGUGACCCCUCCGAGCGGGUGGCCCCCCCGCCGGGCGCGCCUCCACCUCACCGUUGUCGACACACCGGGCAUCACCGAGGCGACGCGGCAAGGCCGUAACGAACCGGCGGCAGAAUGCGCCAGGCUGGCCGCCCCGGGGCCUCACGCGCUCCUGCUGGUGGUCAAACUCGGGGCCACGUUCACAGAGGAGGACGGGGAGGCCUUGGCGGGGCGGCUCCGGGAGAACUUCGGGGAGGAGUCUCUGAAGUACACCGUGGUUCUGUUCACUGGGGGAGACCUCCUGGAGGGGAAACCGGUGCGGGACCUACUGAAGGACAGCGGUCCCCUGCUACAGCUCCUCGGCGCCUGCGGUGGGAGGCACCACGUCCUGGACAACAAGAGGAGAGACGACCGCGCCCAGGUCACGGAGCUGCUGGCGAAGAUAACGGAGAUGGUGGAAAGCAAUGGCGGAAAGCACUUGGCCGUGGCCGACAGGCCCACAGCGGGGUCGGGCGUGGUGUUCACCACCCUGGUUCUGGUGGCUGUCGGAGUUGUGUUUAAAGGGAUCGUUGAUGAUUUAUGGAGCCAAAGGCCACACGGCGGGAACCUGGAGUGAAACGGACCAACUGUUUUCUAAGACUCGUUGCUGUGGUUCAUUUAAAGUGUUGUCGUGUGAAAGAAAUCUGCUUCAGGAGGUGUGUUGUAAUAUAUAAUCUUGAUUUAACAACUUAAAGUAAUAUAUUUUCUCUCAUAAAUUUAAAGGGUACUGUAUAAUACGUGACUCAUCACAUGUUUUUACAGUACAGGACAAAAUGAAACAACACGUUGUAUUCAUAAGCUCCACUAGGUGGCAGUACAUUUUAGUGUGAUUCCAGUUUAAAUGUUUUACAGACAAAAUAGUGUUUUGUGUAGGUUGCUGAGGAAAAAGUACCACUAA
Molecule: messenger RNA, 1786 nt
Organism: Esox lucius (northern pike)
Lineage: Eukaryota; Metazoa; Chordata; Actinopteri; Esociformes; Esocidae
Exons: 4
Coding region: 86-1465 (459 amino acids)
Molecular function (GO): zinc ion binding; GTP binding
Source: RefSeq, a predicted model, not a curated record